AUGUCAAGGAAAAGAAAAUAUGUGGUGUACCGCGAUGAAUCCAACUCAGACGACUAUGCAACAACAGCCUAUGCCAGGAUGAUAGCAGUGUCAGCCGGUGGCCGCAGACAAAUCACCAUACCUUGCUCCCCGACAAAAUUCAAGGCGGGUGAUGGGCUGGAAGACCAACUUGAGCCCCUGCAAAUGGACAAUUGGGAGCCAACCCUUGGCGAUGACUUUGUAUUCGACGACGAGAUUGAGCCCCAACCUGUCAUGGUGGUCAAGGUACCAGCAAAACGCUAUGCAAACUCGGAUGCACCUUUGCAUGAAUGGAUGGGCGUCAAUGAGCGUGUCGGAUUCUGUGAAGAAUAUCUCCUCAAAGAGCUACGUCUGGAGGGCCGCGGUAGCUUAACAACGACACCAUGCUCAUGCAGCGAUAUCAAUAAUAAUAUUGUACAAGAACGCCUGUACCACUGUGAAGAUUGCUAUGGACCAGAAAUUUUGUGCAAGUCUUGUUGUUUAUUAAAGCAUGCACGUCAUCCUUUACAUAUAAUUUAUAAAUGGAAUGGGACUUAUUUUGAGCAUAGUUCCUUGGCCGACAUGGGCCUUAGGGUUCAACUAGGACACGAAGGAAUGCCAUGUUUGCGUCCGCAAAGAGGGCAUAUUUCUUUUGUCAUGAUUCACACCAACGCAAUCCACCGAGUAAACAUCGAUUUCUGUGGGUGCCAUCAACGAGUUUCUCAUCGCCAGCAAUUGUUACGUUGCAAAUGGUAUCCGGCCACACCACAUUUUCCUCAGAGUGCCUGCACAAGACAGGUUCUGGAGUUCUUUCUCAUUUUGGCAUGGUCAAGCAAAUUAUCUGGCUACGAGUUCUACACUAAAUUUAUGAGAAUGGUUCGUCAAUUUCGCCAUAUCAAACUAAUGAAGCGAGCUGGCCGUGGUAAUAUAACUGGUGGUAUCUACGAUACUGAGCCUGGUGCAUUAGCCAUCAAGUGUCCUGCUUGUCCGCAACCUGGCAUAAACCUGCCGGAGGACUGGGACAAAGUGGAGGGAUCAAUGAAAUUUCUUUACUAUUUGAUUAUCGCUAUGGAUGCCAACUUCCGCCUCAAGAAUAGGAAUCGAGCUUCUAGCAUUGCCGAUCCUGGGCUACACACAGGUCUUGCAUACUUCGUUCCUGACAAAUUUUACACAGAACACAUACUCAAGAAUGCAAGCCAAGCCGAUAUUAGCACUUGUUCGGGUUUCAAGACAUUGGCACACGCUGAAUCCAAGUACUCGAAUGGGUUGCAAUUGACUGGUGUCGGCUUAUGUCUUUGUGCACACCAUGAACUUGUUCGACCUCAAGGAGUUGGAGACCUUCAAAAGGGCGAAAGAUAUGCUAAUAUGGAUUUCAUCUUCUUCUCAUCCAUCAUGCCUCUCCUCCUCCUCACUGUUGUCAUAUCUUAUGACAUCGCUUGCCAGUGGAAGCUCAAUCUCAUGAAGAGAAUGAAUGAGCUCCCUGAACACCUUCGGAUGCCAGCAGCUGUCGCCCUCGUGGCAUUUAUGUUUGGAAUCCCGAAGUUUCACUGCCCUGCGCAUGAGGAAAAAUGUGCGAUUCCGCAUUCCUUGAACCUCAUGCCAGGCGUAGGACGGACUGAUGGCGAGGGAAUCGAACGCAACUGGGCAGAGAUGAAUUGUGUUGCCAACAGCACGAAGGAAAUGGGCACCGGUUAUCAACACGAUGUCCUCGAUGACCAUUUUGGACAUCACAACUGGCGCAAGUAUGCUGGACUAGGACUCUCACUACGGAAAAAACUGCUAAAUGCUGUCAAGGAACAGGGUCGUCACCAAUCGUUUUUGCGUGACUUUAAUUUAGUGAUUGACGAUGCACAUCGAGGAGAAUGGACUGCAAUGAUCGAGGCUUGGGAACGCGACAAAUCAAGUCCGAAUCCAUACGUGCACAUCAAGAUUACUGACUAUGGUUCAACAGGCCUUUCAGAAGCACAAAUAUGUGCUAAUCUUACGGACGAUGAGAAGAUUUCUAUCAGUAACGGGCGUCAACUUCCGCACGAAGUUACUCCUAGUUCUUUCAUCAAUAUGGGCCUGGUUCUGGAAGAUGCACAGCAACGAAUCAAAUAUGAUCUCACAAGAUCUCUCAGUGCGAAUGGGCACACUGAACUUAACCAACGUCGGAUCACGCUACAACAACAGCUAGCCCGCUUCCGCGUCAUACAGCGGGUAUAUAUGGUAGGCGUCGAAGGCUGGAUUGAAGAGCAAGACAUGAACUCAUCUGAGGAAGUCGAGGAUGAAUCGCUCUGGCUGCCGUCAACACUCCCUCCAAGUGAUCGAGACUUACUAUGUACCAACAAUAUUGCUCACAUCGAGGCUGAGUUGCGCAAGGGACAGUGUCGCGAUUCACUCGAUAAGUUGUGCAGGCAACUACAUACUAAAUCCCAUUUUGUCAAGCACUGCAAUCUCGAUUUACGCAGACAACAAGCCAACACUCGCGCAAAUUCCUCUCUCACUCGGUUGAACAGCAAAAUCAAUGCUGCCGCAGAAAAAUACCGUGUCGCUCGGUCAGCAUCGCUAGAACUGGUUGGGAUCAGCAAGUUGGACAGGGAAUUUCAAUCCCUAGAGGCAAAGGACAUCGUGGCACCUGUCGACACAGUGUCGGGUGUGAGGAGUACUACAGGAAUGCGCGGAAGGAGAGACACAUCGUGCGGAUUAGGGCAGGGGUAUCAGACGACGUCGUGGAUUUGGUCCGUUUCGGGCGUUCGCGAUCAUGAAAGUGAUGCAGGUCUGAAUGAUGUGUUGCGUGUAGAAUGGGCUAAGUCUUGUGCCCGUGCGCAACGGUGGAGUGAAGAGGUGUUACUCCUCAAGGAGGAAAUGCGGCGAACACGACAAUUUCUCGCAUGGCGUGCAGAACAGUGGCAAUCUAUCACUGACCUGUCACACAAGGACACACAGAUCGUGGCUGGCGCCAUCGCAUAUGCUCACAGGCAGGCUGCAGUUCAGCAUGCACUACUGUCUCGUUUCACUUUUCUCUGGACCAAUGGAGCUGCCGCAGACAUCACAGCUGCUACGGAUGAGUUGGCUGAAUAUUUUGCUGGGGAUGAGGUUAAUUUUGAUGACGACGAGGGGUAG
Messenger RNA from Suillus plorans, 3102 nucleotides. RefSeq lists its product as uncharacterized. NCBI's taxonomy places the organism in Eukaryota, Fungi, Basidiomycota, Agaricomycetes, Boletales, Suillaceae. Bases 1 to 3102 code for a protein of 1033 amino acids. The transcript is spliced from 11 exons. The record is from RefSeq and is a predicted model, not a curated record.